AUUAUUCUUAUAUCAUCAUAAAACUCAUCACUGCGUACAAUAAUAUAUAUUUAUCUAUUCACUUCUUCAAACAUUCCUACUUACAAAACAUUGCGUUAUAUAUUUGUGUGGCCCUUUUGAAGAAAAAGAUGGCGUCUUUGAAGUGCUUGUGGUUCAUAGCUUUGCUUGUGUCGAGCUUGUUCAUGGCGUCCGAGAGUCGAAUAGUGGCCAGAAAAGAGUUGGGAUUGGACCUUGGCGGGGUGGGGAUUGGCAUAGGAACUGGGAUAGGGAUUGGGUUGGGUGGAGGAGGUAGUGGCAGUGGUGCUGGAGCGGGUUCGGGUUCUGGGUCCGGGUCGGGGUCAAGAUCUUCGUCGAGUUCCAGCUCCUCCUCUUCGUCGUCAAGCUCAGGGUCGGGCGGCGGUGCUGGGUCAGAAGCGGGUUCUUCUGCUGGUUCGUAUGCCGGGUCGAGGGCUGGGUCGGGAUCCGGUCGCGACGACAACGGAAAGUGAGUGUAAUAAAUACAAUAUCAAUGAUUACAAAAACUAUGUAAUAUAUUAUUAAUAAAUAAGAAGAGGAGUACCUACUUGAAUUCAUGAAGAUUUCUAGUUUUUCUAUUAUUGUAUUUUUAUUUAUCGAAGGAGUGAGUAUUACCUGACCUACCUAGCUUAUAUUGUUUUUGGUUAUAUAAACCUUUGAUGCUAAUUCGAAUUUAGUUUAUAAUGUUCUGUGUCAUUAUUUUCUUUAAUGAAUAUUGUUUAAUAAUGUUAA
Humulus lupulus (European hop) is the source of this 747-nucleotide messenger RNA. RefSeq names its product GPI-anchored hemophore cfmA-like. The transcript has a single exon. The record is from RefSeq and is a predicted model, not a curated record. NCBI's taxonomy places the organism in Eukaryota, Viridiplantae, Streptophyta, Magnoliopsida, Rosales, Cannabaceae. Bases 129 to 488 code for a protein of 119 amino acids.